Messenger RNA from Drosophila elegans, 1251 nucleotides. It is a transcript of the gene Gadd45, whose product is annotated as growth arrest and DNA damage-inducible protein GADD45 alpha. Gene Ontology annotation, cellular component: nucleus; cytoplasm. The record is from RefSeq and is a predicted model, not a curated record. Bases 242 to 760 code for a protein of 172 amino acids. Gene Ontology annotation, biological process: regulation of cell cycle. The transcript has a single exon. NCBI's taxonomy places the organism in Eukaryota, Metazoa, Arthropoda, Insecta, Diptera, Drosophilidae.
GGCAUUCAUUGUGAAAUUGAAACUCAAAAUUGAAACAACGCGGACACACACGGUUGAAACGCAGAGCCCAGUGCGAAAAGAAUUUCAUAAUCAAAAGUUAAUCGAGUGCCAUACAGAAACCCCACUCGAAAACCCCACGCCAAAAACAGUGCAAGCCCAGAGUGCUAAACAAGUGGAAGCCAACGGCUUGAAAAUUACCCCAAACCCAUCAAAACCAAAACAAACGGAUUACACUAGCAACAUGGUCGUCGAGGAGACCUGCACCAUGCACCUGAACAUGAACAUGAACAUGCCCAUGCCCAUGGAUAUGGAUUUGGAGCUGGAGCUGGACAUCGAUCUGGCCAUGGAGUGCGCGCCCAUCGGACGCACCGUGAAGUCGGCCCUGAUGAGGGCCCAGAGCGAGGCCCGGGUGAUCGUGGGCCUGUCCGCCGCCAUCAACGUGCUCUCCAAGUCGCCGGAGGGAUCGCUCUUUUGCCUGAUGGCCCAGCCCAAGGACGGCGACUCCGCCACCCACAUGCACGAGGUGCUGCUGGAGGCCUUCUGCUACGAGAACGACAUCUAUGUGAUCAAGGUGGACGACGCCACCAAACUGAGCCGCAUCCUCGGCCAGGACUCGGUGGAGUCCUGCUGCCUGGUGCAGAAGGUCUGGGCCGACGCGCCCGAGGAGCAGCUGACCAAGGCCGAGAACCAGCUGGUCGACUACUGCGAGGCCCACUGGGAUGCCCCCCAGCAGCCCAUCGUCCAGCUGCCGGCUGUGUAGGCCGCCCAAGUAUGCCACCGAAUUGAACAGGCCCCGCGGACAGUGGGCCACACCAGGUUUAAAGCGCAUAAAAAUCAGGGAGAACCAGUUGCUGGGGUUGAUGUCCCCGAACGUCUUGGAGAGUUCCCGAGGGAAUCCGGCGUGUCGGGGCGCUUCCAGAGCCCACCGGUCGCAUGAGUAGGAUAUGUAGUAUACGAUAUAUAUACAAUAUAUUAUAUACCCUAACUAACUGUAUACUGAGGAGAGAUUGAUAAGCCGGCGCCUUGGCGAAUAAUUGAAACUGAAAGGCGACCUUCGUGGAGCAGCAGAACCUGCAGUUGCGAUCGCGAUACCCGCGGAAGUCGCACACAGAUACGCACUCUCACACCCACGGGCAGCAUCACACACACACACUCGCAGCCAGGAGCUCGUGACCAGCUGCCAAACGAUGCAUAUACCCACAUACAUACAUAUAGCCAAUUUGUUUCUGUAUAAUUUUGUCGCUUUAAGCG